AUGGCCGCCGAUGAGAUAGACGACGCCGAGUUUCACGAUGGACGAGAGCUUCAAGAAGAAGUACAAACAGGCGUGGACGACACAGGCGAACACUGGAUGAACAUACGAAAAGACUUGGCACGAUGGCUCUCUCCCCUUCCGAGGAGUUACACCGUCCGCUUAGUGACUACCUGUUACUAUUGGGACAAAACAUCGCCUGCCCCCGCCCCUACCCUGCAUUACGGGUUUGUCUUGUCGUUCGAGGAAAGGGAGGUCCUCGCACAGAAGCUCCUCGAGGAUGAACGCGUCGUCAUCGAAGAUGCACAGCAUCAGCCGCCCAUUGCGGUAGUUCACAAGUAUCUUAACGAUACAUUGAAGGCGAUAUACGAGCAGGAGCCUGUGCAGCCCGGGGAGAACAUCCGCAUCGAGAGGCCCGAGUUCAGGACGGUGGUUCCAGUCUCACCAGAGAUGGGAGACAUGGUGUUUACCCUGUACUGGACCGCACCCGGGCGUGGCUGGUGGCCGAGAAUGAUGGGCACGGCCGUACGCGUCUUCCAGGAACUUGUUCCGGGACGUGAGCCAAUGUGGUACUUCGAUGCGUUCACGUACGCUCCUUGGCUACGUCGUGAAUCGAUUGGGUUCUAUCCAGAGACGCUCGAUCCGGAGGAGGUGGUUGGUUCUGCGCUGAUCCCGUUCCUUCACGGCGGCCGCGACCAGUGA
This is a messenger RNA of Trametes versicolor FP-101664 SS1, 699 nucleotides long. RefSeq lists its product as uncharacterized. NCBI's taxonomy places the organism in Eukaryota, Fungi, Basidiomycota, Agaricomycetes, Polyporales, Polyporaceae. The transcript has 3 exons. The record is from RefSeq and is a predicted model, not a curated record. Bases 1 to 699 code for a protein of 232 amino acids.